Molecule: messenger RNA, 3145 nt
Organism: Orbicella faveolata
Lineage: Eukaryota; Metazoa; Cnidaria; Anthozoa; Scleractinia; Merulinidae
Product: ubiquitin carboxyl-terminal hydrolase 37-like
Biological process (GO): G1/S transition of mitotic cell cycle; protein deubiquitination
Cellular component (GO): nucleus; cytosol
Molecular function (GO): cysteine-type deubiquitinase activity
Source: RefSeq, a predicted model, not a curated record
CAUUAUGAUGUUGAUAAUCCUGUAAGGUGGUAAUUGUUUUUCUUAUAAGCAUUACUAUAGAUCUCCAUUAUCAUAACUGUAGGUCUAGUUAAACUCCAAACUUCAUACUGAAAGCUUAUUUUAUGGUUGUUCAGGAGCCCUACUAAAUCAAGCCGAAAGCCACAGAAACGACAUUUUAUCUGCGAAGAUGAUGAUGAUGAUUCCAGUGAUUUUCAGCCCUCUCCGUCAGUAAGAAGAAAACUGGCUCAUUCAUUUUGGGACACAACAGUUACAAGCACUGUCAAGGAUUCUGCAAAAGCUGAGGAUGGUGUGGGGAUCACAGGGAUUUCAAGGCUUGAUCAAACAGUUGGCGGUAGUAAGCUUGAUAAGACAGAUCAGUGUAGAACUGGCACUGACAGAUCCAGUGACAAAAGCAGCACUCCAUUUGACAUAGACCAGGAAAUAAACCUUGAACAUAUGCAUGGAUGUGAGAAACCAGUUUGGGCCAGUACAGAAGAGGAACAAUUGGAAUGGGCAUUGGCAGAAAGUGCCAAGUCAGCCAAAAAAGAAUCAAGAGCAAAAUUGAAAGAGCGUCAAGAAAUGAACAAAAAUGAAACAGAGUGCUCAGGAAAAUUGAAAGCUUUGAAAGAAGAUACUACAUGUAAUUUUGAAGAUGAGGAUUUCAAUCUCGCAAGUGACGUUUCCGAUGAAGAUUUAGUGAAUGCUGCUCAAGAGAGUGAACCAGAUGAAGCUAAUGGAUUAAAAGGAGGAGGUCCAAUAUCGGCAACAGAGAACAUUUCCGACGACCUUGACAUCAGCAUUUUACAUGACACAAGUAGUGACAGAAACUCUAGUAUCGAUUCCAGCAUGGAAAAGAGUGCAAGCAAGGGAACUGUUCUUAAAAACAGUCCCAUACUGUUUGUUAAACAACCCAAUGGUAAUCUUACGCGAAAACGAAAACCACAAGACAAAAUUAAUACAAACAAAACACCAACACUAGGAAAGUUUGAUGGUAAUCUUUUUGAGGACAGUGUUAAGGAGAACAAGAGUUCUUUAAACAAUUUGAGUGCUAAAGAGAGGCCUAGGAGCAGCUUGUACAGUACUGCUUUUAGAGAUGAGGAUAUGGUGAAAGCAAUCAACAUGAGUCUUCAAGACCAGAGGAAGUCUACAGAUGAAGAUGAUGAACUCAAGAGAGUUUUACAGCUAAGCUUACAGGAGUUUGAAGAGCAAGGUUUUGCAACAGACCAGCCUGAAUCACCAGCGGCAAUGGAUACAGAGAAUUUAACAGAUUCAAAUUUUCAGGAUGACGAGGGAGAGCUUUCGACACAUUCAUACAGACUGGUUAGCAUUGUCAGCCAUCUUGGUACUAGAUCUACUUCAGGACACUAUAUUUCUGAUGUUUUUGAUUGCAAAACUAAACAGUGGACAAGUUAUGAUGACUCUACAGCAACAAAGAUUUCAGAACAUGGUGUCCGGUACAAACGACAACAUAGUGGAUACAUUUUCUUUUAUUUGUACAAGCAAUGUGUAGAUGCUAUUGAAAAUGCAAGCCCAUGCAAGGAAAAUUCACAGAGAUAAUAAAAUUCAAAAGUAAUAGCAGACAAUGUAAAAUAUUUGUCAAGUGUAACAGAUUGGAACUAGGAAAUGUGAGGGGCAAUUCUUGUACAUUUUUGGGACCACCUUGACUGGUUCAUAGCAACAGCAUUUAAAAGUGAUAAUUUGUGACCCUGAUGUGAAUGGCGGCCAUUCAUGGAAUACAUCGUAUGUUAAUGUUAAAUUUAAUGUUAUAUAAAGAAUUGAAACUUUAUUUUGUAUGUAGGGAACGAGGAAAUUUUUUGAAAAUUGAAAUAAUUCUUUGACAGACACUCACAGUUCAGGUAGAGUUGUUCAUCCACAUUAACAUCCAACUUAGUUUCGAGGAUCAUUUUGCACACAAGUCAACAAAGGGUUGUAACGUGGGCAGUGGGACUCCCAUGUCAGAAGAUGGUGGUGCUUGUCUGAAAUUUUGAAAAGAACCCCUAAGAGGUGCCAAGAUCCUGGUUUGUAGGCGUGGCUGGAAAUGUUUUUCACCCUAAAGAGGUACCAACUCUAAAACAUCAAAUUAUUCCUGUCAUAUUGUUUUCGGCUCAGUAUCCUAACAGGCACUGCAAAAGCUCCUGCUGUGGACCUUUUGAGGCUGAACACCCACAGAGAUACCAAAACCUUGUUUUUAAAAAAAAGGUCUGAAGAAAAAGGUAUGAUUAGCACCCCCAUCCUAUUUAUAUUGGAGUCUUCCCCGGGGUUGUAACAUGUACAAAGUGCUUCAAGUUUCACAGACUCCUUGCUAUUAUUAAACCAUAUUUGAUUAAAAAAAAAAAAUUGCUGCAAACACAUUGUUGUAAAUGUUUUUAUCAGCCAAUAAAUCUGUACCAAGACAUUAUUUAUUAAUUUUGCUUUAACUUUUCAAGAUGCGAAUGUGAGACUCCUUAGUUAGAUAUAAAUAACAGAGGUUACAAAAAAAAAUAUUAGAAAAAUUAUGGAUCAUUGACUUAAAAUCUGGGGUUUUGAAAUUAUACCCAUGUCAGUUAAAACAUUUUGAAGAAUGUAAUUUUAGUAAAACACAAUUGCUGGAUAUGUUUGUUGUUUUGGAUCUUUUUGCUGGUGUAUUGGGUCUCAUUGUUCAAAGUACAAUAAUUAAAGAUUACCUGGUUUACAAUAACACACUGUACCUUAUAAAUUAUCAAUAUCUUAACUCUUUGGUUGUUUCCUGUAUAUUUAUUUAUUAGUCAAAGACCCACAUUUCACCCUUGCUCACCAGAGAUUCCAGUAGCUCAGUGGUUAGAGCAUCCGGCUAGAUCACGGAGGGUUGUGGGUUCAAAUCUCAUCUGGAACUUGGAAUUUUUUUGCGAGUCGAUGUGAUUUCUACAUUCAGUAUUCCUUAUAAUUAUUUUUUUCCCUUAUUAAAGAGUUCAGUAAAAAAAAAGGAGCAAGGAUAUUUAUCACAAUCUCAGUUAAUGGGGAACACAGAUUGUUUAGCAAAAGUUUGAGGUCAAGUGAUUAAAUAUUAUUUUAUGUGCUGUCAACGGAAAGGUAAAUUUUCAAGGAGGUUGGGGAUUAAAUGAAAGGAUUUUCAUGUAACAAACUGAUGAUCAUUAAAGGAGCUACGUCACAGUUUCUGCAACUUGAA